CAUCAAUCAAGCAGUCACGCCCCGAAGAGCCAAUGAAAUAAAGGCACUGCCCUCCGUGCCCCGUUUUGAUUGGCCUAGAAUCCCGGAAGAGGCCUGAACCCCCGAGGAGACAGUGGCAAGAUGGCGUCCCUGGAUCGUGUGAAGGUACUGGUGUUGGGGGACUCAGGUGUUGGGAAGUCAUCACUAGUUCAUCUUCUGUGUCAGAAUCAAGUACUAGGAAAUCCCUCGUGGACUGUGGGCUGCUCAGUGGAUGUCAGAGUUCAUGACUACAAAGAAGGAACCCCAGAAGAGAAGACUUUCUACAUAGAAUUAUGGGAUGUUGGAGGCUCUGUGGGCAGUGCCAGCAGUGUGAAAAGCACAAGAGCAGUAUUCUACAACUCUGUAAAUGGUAUUAUUCUAGUGCAUGACUUAACAAAUAAGAAGUCAUCUCAGAACUUGAGUCGUUGGUCAGUGGAAGCCCUCAGUAGGGAUAUGGUGCCCACUGGAGUCUUAGUGACAAAUGGAGAUUACGAUCGGGAGCAGUUUGCUGAUAACCAAAUCCCACUGUUGGUAAUAGGAACAAAACUGGAUCAGAUUCAUGAGACCAAACGCCAUGAAGUUUUAACUAGGACUGCUUUCUUGGCUGAGGAUUUCAAUGCAGAAGAGAUUAAUUUGGAUUGCACAAACCCACGGUACUUAGCUGCAGGUUCUUCCAAUGCUGUCAAGCUCAGUAGGUUUUUUGAUAAGGUCAUAGAGAAGAGGUACUUUUUAAGAGAUGGUAAUCAGAUUCCAGGCUUUCCUGAUCGAAAAAGGUUUUGGGGAGGAACGUUUAAGAGCCUUCAUUAUGACUGAAUUACCCUCAUCCCUUGGAAGAGAGAGCACACAGUGGGGCAGUUGCCACAGCUUUCCUUUUGCUGUGUCAAUUAUUUACGUCUCAGCCUUUUGAUGGAAGCAACUUUAAAUGCUACCUUUACCCUUUAAUAGAAAAAUGAAAGGAGGCUACAACAUGGGAAGUCCAAACUCUGUCCCUGUUCUUUAUGUUCCCCACCUUUCUUCUGUCCCUGUUUAUAGAUCAUGUUCACAGCCUGGUGGAAAUAGGAGAUGUUUUCACAAGGAUGCAGUAAAUGAGCAGUGACAAGGUACUGCAGAGAAACUUUACUCUUUCUUGGCACGGAAGGGCUUUCCUUACGGGGCUGUAGUUUUCCCACACUCAUUGCUGAAGGCUUAAUUAAGUACUUCAAAAAUGUAUCUCUGUUCUGUUACCUCCUUAAGGAGAAAGGUUAGGUAACCAGUCCUGAGUUGUCCACCUCAAAUAAUCUCUCUCCUUUUCAAAGAGGCCAAUGGUGUUAUUUAAUUGUCUCUACCCUCAUUACACAGCAGGAAUGCCUAAGAAUAGCAACCCUCUCCUUUGCUCUCUAAAUGGCUUGGUGGCUGAGAGGGGCAGACUAAUAGAUGGAGUUAAAUAUAAAUAGAGAUUAAUAAUACAUAGAGAACAGCAGGACCAGAAAAGAAGAAUUCUGUGAGCAAUUGACAGCUUCUUCACCCUUUAGGUUGCAGCUGCCUGCAGUCUCAUACUCUUUUCUGUUUGGAUAGAGUAGGGAGAAAUCUAAAACCUGCACAAGGGCAGUAAAAGAUUGGAUGUUUACUCUUUGAUGUUUACUUUCUUUUUAAGGAAAUUCAGCUCCUGACUUGUCCCUUAGCAAUAAACAGUAAACGAAGAAUGUGAUUUUUGUAUCAACAAUGUAUUAAUGGGGAAAAAUGAAAAUAAGCAACAUAUAUAUAUAUAUGAAUUAUGAGCUAGGAUUCUUGGUUUCCAUAGUCACUACAAAGCUUUCUGCAUGUGUGUGUGUAUGUGUGUGUGUGAUCAUCUAUGUUCUUUCCCUCUCUGCUGCAGUUCUCCGCUCUCCUGAUUUUGCUCUAUAUUAUAAAGUAAUCAUUUUAGUUCUUGUUUUAACAUGAGGUAAAAAAGAACUAAAUUCAUUUUCUCUUCCAUGUUAAUUAAAUUUUAGAAGUACACUGGAAGUCAAGGUAGGCCAAGAGAGGAUAUUAAAAUGUUAGUGAGUACUUUGGGAGCAGCAGUCUGGGGAAUUUGCAAAAGCUUUUUGAAGGCACUUUUCAUCAGCUCACUUUUCUACUGUUCUUCUUGCCUCCCUCAUUGACAAGAGCUAGCACUGGUUGGUUUUGUUUUGUUUGUUUUUUAACAUAAAAUAGAGUCAUGCAGAUCA
Molecule: messenger RNA, 2204 nt
Organism: Perognathus longimembris pacificus (Pacific pocket mouse)
Lineage: Eukaryota; Metazoa; Chordata; Mammalia; Rodentia; Heteromyidae
Gene: Rabl3
Product: RAB, member of RAS oncogene family like 3
Exons: 8
Coding region: 121-831 (236 amino acids)
Biological process (GO): intracellular protein transport
Cellular component (GO): endomembrane system
Molecular function (GO): GTPase activity
Source: RefSeq, a predicted model, not a curated record